Messenger RNA from Melampsora larici-populina 98AG31, 1105 nucleotides. RefSeq lists its product as uncharacterized. Lineage: Eukaryota; Fungi; Basidiomycota; Pucciniomycetes; Pucciniales; Melampsoraceae. The coding region runs from base 1 to 702 and encodes 233 amino acids. The record is from RefSeq and is a predicted model, not a curated record. The transcript is spliced from 3 exons.
AUGCCAGCACGUGCAAGAAAAAGAAUUGAAGAUACCCAAAAAAAUAUCCCAAACCCAGGCCCAGAAUCAAGAACUCUUGCCUCUUCUUCUUCUUCUUCAAGUAGUAGUAGUAGUAGUAGUGAAGAUGAAGAAUUCAAAUCAAAACAUUUAAGACAAUCAAAUCUAAUCUCAACCCAAACCAAAACUUCAACAAAAGACCAGGUCAACACGACCAGCAAAGACCCAAAACCAUUAACGAAACGAAUCCCAUCGCCAAUCCCAAGUUCACCACCACCACCGAUUUUCGAAACCCAAGACCUAGACCUGCUAAUCCCAUCCCAAGACAUCCCACCUAAGUUCGACUUCAUCCAUCCCAAACCGUCUGAAACCCUUAGGAUCCUAACCGCACAAACCAACGAAUCCGAAACCGAUUUCAAUUCAUGGUACCUUUCGAAAAUGGUCGACAAGUUUGAAACCGAACUAGAUAUGAUUCGUAAUGAAUUAUCUUCUAAACCUUCUACUUCGAUUCAUCGAUUUGAUCUUUUGAUUUCUGGAUUGAAUUCGGGUGUGGAUGUUUUUAGGGAUUUGGAUGGUAGGGGAUCGGGUUCGGAAACUCAGCAGAGUGAGAUCGGAUUGGUUUUGGAGACUUUGAAGGGUAGGAAAGAGCUCAGUGAUCGGCAAGUUAAGUCGGAUGGAAUUGAAGAUGUCGUGAUGACAACUUGAUAAAACGAAAAACAACCAGUUUUUUUAUAUCUCUUAUCUUGAACUUUGAUUUUUUUGGUUUUGGUGAUUCGAGAUCAACAUAAUUUUUUUGGAUGAUCUUCUUAUAGUACACAUAAUUGAAACCAAUCAAUACUUCUCUUCUUUUUCAUCCAAAGAGUAAAACCUCAAACUCUGUUUCAAAGAACAAGAUUCAAAGAAUCUACUCAAAAUGAUCUUUUUCUGGUCUAAUCAACACACAACUCACAAAUUAGUACCGCUUCUCAAGAUAAUAUCCUCGUCACAUUCCAUAUCUACAUCCAAAAAGCCUAGGUGAUCUAAUAAGGUAGAUCUCACAUCAAGCUGUAUGAUAUCAAAUCAAAGAAAAUUCAUACGUGUUUGCAAAUCACCAUUGAUUUCAUAACCU